Nestor notabilis (Kea) is the source of this 726-nucleotide messenger RNA. It is a transcript of the gene LIAT1, whose product is annotated as chromosome unknown open reading frame, human C17orf97. NCBI's taxonomy places the organism in Eukaryota, Metazoa, Chordata, Aves, Psittaciformes, Psittacidae. Gene Ontology annotation, biological process: protein arginylation. The record is from RefSeq and is a predicted model, not a curated record. The transcript has 3 exons.
AUGGCGCUGGGCCCCUGGCCAAGCGGGCAGGCCCAGGCUUGCCGCUGUGCCAUGGCUGCCCUGGAGACCUCGUUGGAGCGUGGUGCUGAGAGGAGUGGCUUGAGGGCAGCUGUUGGGAGCCAUGCCAGGCCUGCCGCAGGGCAGGAGAGUGCCACGGGCAGGCAGCGGGCGGCGAGGGGCUGCCUGUGCCUCCCUCCGCUGCAGCCCCCUGGCACGAAGCCACCACAGAGAAAGAAGCAGUGGCUGCCAUGCAGGAGUGCCACCACCACCAAUGUGCGGGCAGCUGCACACCACCACAAAACCAGAAAGCAGCAGGCCUGCUCCUCUCCAUUGCUUGAAAUCCCGGGGCCUGGGAGGAACCCUGACCCAGGCCAAAAUAAUGCAGAACAGAAUUGGAAGGAUGCAGAAAUAAACAAGGCUGUAAUACCAACUGCCACCGUUUUGGACUCUGCUCAAACAGAUCAAGGUCUUUCUGCUCAGCUUAACGAAAGCCUUCGAUGGGAUGGGAUUCUUGAAGAUCCUGUAGCAGAGGAAGAAAGGCUGCGCAUCUACAAGAUGAACAGGAGGAAACGGUACGAAUUGUAUCUCCAGCAACACCUGCCCAGUGAGCCAUGCUAAACUGCCAGGCAUUCCCCACAACUGCAUUGCAGAGCGUCAUGCACCAGCAGUGAUCACACCGUAUGUAAAGAAGAUUGCUGCAGUUGUUUUCCAGAGGAGCAAGCAUGA